Messenger RNA from Eublepharis macularius, 1799 nucleotides. It is a transcript of the gene PAOX, whose product is annotated as polyamine oxidase. The coding region runs from base 33 to 1589 and encodes 518 amino acids. The transcript is spliced from 7 exons. The record is from RefSeq and is a predicted model, not a curated record. Gene Ontology annotation, molecular function: polyamine oxidase activity. NCBI's taxonomy places the organism in Eukaryota, Metazoa, Chordata, Lepidosauria, Squamata, Eublepharidae.
GCGGAGCCGUUUCGCUCCGCCGAGCCGGAGCCAUGGAGGCGGGCGGAGGAGGGAGGCCGAGCCGCGGCGCCCCCGCGAGCCCGCCGCGGGUGCUGAUCGUGGGCGCGGGGGUGGCGGGGCUGGGCGCCGCGCUGCGCCUCCGCCGCGCCUCCCGGCGCUUCGCCGACCUGCGCCUCUUGGAGGCCUCGGGCAGAGUCGGCGGACGCAUCCGCUCCGCGAAGCUCGGAAACAAGGUGGUUGAGAUGGGUGCCCACUGGAUCCACGGGCCCUCCAGGGAGAACCCUGUCUUCCGGUUGGCAGGGGAAUACGGGCUGCUGGAUGAGGGUGCCAUGUCUGAAGAGAACCAGCAGGUGGACAUCGGGGGGCAUCUGGUGCUGCCGUCUGUCUGCUACUCCAGUCAGGGCCAGGUGGUCAGUCCUGGCCUGCUGGACUCCAUGGGAGUCCUCUUCUUGACCCUCUUAGAAGAAACUCGCGGGUUCCUGCAUGCAGCUGAUGUGCCAGUGCCCAGCGUGGGCGAGUACCUGAAAGAGGCAAUCGCUCAGCAGGUGAAGGAAUGGUCUGAGGAUGAGGCUACAAAGCGCCUGAAGCUGGCCAUCCUCAACAUGUACCUCAAAGUGGAAUGCUGCGUGAGUGGGACCCAUAGCAUGGACCUGGUGGCCUUGGGUCCUUUUGGGGAGUAUGCAACGCUCCCUGGACUGGACUGCACCUUCCCCAACGGCUAUGAAGGCCUCACAGAGCGUAUGAGAGCGUUGCUUCCUGAAGAUUGUGUGCUGUUCAAUAAAGUGGUGACAACAGUUCGUUGGGGGGGCUCCUUUGUGGAGCCUAUCACAGGCCGGCUCUUCCCCGUGCAAGUGGAGUGUGAAGACCGUGAGACCUUCUUGGCGGAUCACGUCCUCCUCACCAUCCCUUUAGGUGUCCUCAAAGAACAGCAGGAGGCCCUUUUCUGUCCUCCACUUCCACCCCAGAAGGUGGCAGCAAUCAGACACUUGGGCUUUGGGACCAACAACAAAAUCUUCCUGGAAUUUGAGCGGCCGUUCUGGGAGCCAGACUGUCAAGUAGUUGAGAUGGUGUGGGAGGCAGAAUCGCCUCUGGCUGAGCCCCCUGCUGAUUUGCCGGCUGCCUGGUUCCAAAAGAUCGGGGCCUUCGUCGUUCUCCACCCACCAGAGAGGUACGGGCACAUCCUCUGCGGUUUCAUUGCUGGGAAAGAAGCUGAAUUCAUGGAAACCCUCACGGAUGCGGAGGUUCUCGCAGACUUAACGCAAGUCUUUCGCAGAGUGACGGGAAAUCCGCAACUGGCCCCUCCAAAGAACAUUCUGAGGUCCAGCUGGCACAGCGAACCCUACACCAGAGGCUCGUACAGCUACGUGGCCGUUGGGAGCUGUGGCGACGACAUCGAUGCUCUGGCUCGGCCGCUUCCUGAGGAAGGUUCAGAUCUCAAGCCGUCACAGAUCCUCUUUGCAGGAGAAGCCACGCACCGGACUUUUUAUUCUACUACUCACGGAGCCUUAUUGUCCGGCUGGAGAGAAGCAGAUCGUCUCAUCCAUCUCUACGAUGGCUCUGAAUCCCAACGGUGCGCUCCUAAGCUGUGAGCCUGUGGCUGUCAGCAAAGCCAAUCCUGUUCCCAUUUUAGUGACUGGAGGCGACACGUUGGAGCAGGUCCCACCUUGCAACCUUUGGAUCAGUCUGCUGGGCAGACUGUCUUCUUGAGCCCAUUGCAGGCAUGCUGGUGCCAAAGGGCUUCUAACACUUUUCCCGUGUGCAACAGAAAGCCUUCAGAAUAAAUAAUAAACCUCUGGCAA